GUCAGUGGCAACCGCGCUCGAGUCCCUGCCGCCGCUGCGCUCGUUUGUCUACCUUCCUCAGACUCUUCGCAUCCGACUCGGGGUCUGGCAUAGCCCAUGUCUUCGACGGUACCCGCAUCAUUCGCAAGGUCGACACUGUCAUGGCACGCUUACCUCUCGAAAUCAUCGAAUAUAUCAUCGACCAUCUGUAUGGCGAUGCAGCGACCCUCGGGGCCUGUGCGCUGAUCUGCCGGGCAUUGGUCCCCUCGUCCAGUGUCCAUCGCUUUCGUGCAGUUCGAAUCGACGCUGAUGCUCGGGGAGCUGCGCGACUACGCAAUCUACUCGCUACCUCAGGACACCUGAACCUAUUGAUCCGAAUCCUUGAGCUCGUCCAAGACCACAGCAUGCCCCUUCGCGAGCUGUUUUCCCUCCCGAGGCUACAAAACGUGGUCGAGCUCAGAAUUACCGGACUCGGAUUGACCACAGAGGCCAUCGAUUCACUGCGUACCCUGGACCUCCCGUCGCUCAAACGACUACGCGUACGCAAUUGUCAAGUCUUACAAUUUCGCCACCUUAGAUCCAUAUUGUCAUUCUUCCCCUCUAUCAAUACGCUGGCGAUCCAGGAUAACCUCAUUUGGCCUCGAAGUGGCUUCCCGUCAUCCCCAUCAACACUACAUACCCUGGAUUUGUCGCACGACAUCCAUACCCUUAGAGUCGUCUUGAGUAGCAUGCCCACUCUGGUGUGCAACAACAUGCUUUGCGCUUACGGUCCCGCGGGUCUGCGGCACCUUGAUAUGGCGGUCAAUUGGCUAGCAUUAACGAGAUGGCACCGGGACCCACAAAUUUCCUUGGCCGUAUGCUCAAAGCUGCAGACCUUCACGCUGCGCUGCGUCAUCGACUCGCAGUGCCGGCCCGGAAAUCCUCAUCUGUUUAAGGUCUGCGAACUGCUCGCGCAGCUCGUUACCUCUUCAUUGACGACAAUUACACUGUUCUUUCACGUGUCGACCUCACACGACAAACCUCGCCGCUCUGUACAGUGGGUACAGCUGCGCGCUCUGGAUUGGAGGAGUAUAGAGGCGCGACUCUCCGAGCCGAAGUUCGCAGGGGUGUCGAAGUUCAUUGCCAACGGUAAAGGCAGCGAGUUGCCGUGGCAAGCAUUCCUCGAUAACAAGUUUCCCGAACUGAAUGGCCGCGAGCUUUUGAUAGACUGGGACCUUCAGUAGGUUUGAUCACUACAAUGUGUCGCGGCGCCUACUCCUACGGUACUAAGUAAAAAAACUUACAUUGCAAUGGUACAUCCUACUCCGAAGAUGAACAUUGCGCAUUGCGUAGAGAUGCGCGGAUUCGAGGUUUGGGCCAUUUGUCUUCCUCUCAGCUUGCGAA
This is a messenger RNA of Fomitopsis serialis, 1362 nucleotides long. RefSeq lists its product as uncharacterized. Lineage: Eukaryota; Fungi; Basidiomycota; Agaricomycetes; Polyporales; Fomitopsidaceae. Bases 141 to 1202 code for a protein of 353 amino acids. The transcript is spliced from 2 exons. The record is from RefSeq and is a predicted model, not a curated record.